This is a messenger RNA of Cyphomyrmex costatus, 1491 nucleotides long. RefSeq lists its product as uncharacterized. The record is from RefSeq and is a predicted model, not a curated record. NCBI's taxonomy places the organism in Eukaryota, Metazoa, Arthropoda, Insecta, Hymenoptera, Formicidae. The transcript has a single exon. The coding region runs from base 1 to 1491 and encodes 496 amino acids.
AUGGCAAAAAAGAAGUUGGACUUCAUUGAACAGAAAGAUUGGCAGAAUAUAGUGAAGAAUCGAACGCCAGAGAACAUGCCUCGAUUAUCAGAAUUUAUAGCGUUUCUAACAGAGCGAAGUCACUCUAUCAAGAUUUUAGAGAAAAAUAAAGCGAAAACUGUGGAGAAAAAAGCAAAUUCAGAAAUAAAGAAAAAAGAGAAAAAGGUAGCAUUGGUCUCUGCUACGAUCAAAUGCAGAACUUGUGAGGGAGAUCAUCCUACAUACAAGUGUAGCAAUUUUCUGAGCUUAUCAACAGCAGACAGAAAAAAGAAACUUCUAGAGAAGAGGUUAUGCAUAAACUGUUUAGGAGCGGGCCAUUAUGCACGCUAUUGUCAAUCAUCGACAUGCAAGAAGUGCGGCAAGAAGCACAAUUCACUGAUUCAUGAAGAUGCGCCAGAGCAAGAUGGCGUCAAGGACAAAUCGCUUAGUGUAGAUUCAGCAGCGCCAGUAAGUAUGAACUGCGCGGAAGCAAAGCAAAGGCAGCAACAAUUCUCGAAUGGAGAAGCGAAUACUGCGACCAGUACUUAUUAUGCAAAGUCCGGAAGUACCACAGUGGUGCUAUCCACGGCAAGAGUCUGCGUAUUAGGAGCAGAUGACAGGAAACAACAAUGUAGAGCAUUACUCGAUCCGGGUUCGCAAUUGAAUCUGGUAACGCUAGAUUUGGCUCGGAGAUUGAAGCUACCAUGCAACAAAGAGGUUCGGCAAAUCAGUGGAAUCAAUAAAAUUGGGACCACAGCAAAUGAGACAACGCGAAUUCGCAUUAAGUCAAGGUGCAAUGAUUUUACGACAAUGGCAGAAUGUCUUGUGGUGCCAGAAAUCACUGAACAAUUACCGCAAGUCAAGAUAGAUGCAACAAGAAUAUGCAUUCCGAAAGGCGUUGAAUUAGCAGACCCAACAUAUUAUAAACCUGGACCGGUCGACCUACUUCUGGGUGCUGGAAUAUAUUGGCAGGUCGUUGUAGGUGCGCCGACAAAUAAGAAGCAAGGAAGGCCAGCUUUGCAGAAUACACAUUUAGGAACAAUAAUUGGUGGAGAGCUAAAUGAAGAGAGUAAAAAUCUUUUGAAAAAUUGCAAUAUAGUAACGAAUGUACAGUUACAAGAACAGCUUCAAAGGUUCUGGGCUCAAGAAGAAAUUCCAAAACCGCGUCCAUAUUCGAAAGAAGAAAUGCAAUGUGAGAGACUCUUCUUUGACACAACAGAGCGUAAAGGCGAUGGUAGAUUUGUGAUUUGCUUGCCUACUCGUUCGCACGUCAAAAUGGGAGAUUCUCUGCAGCAGGCUACCCAGAGAUUAACUUCAUUAGAGCGUCGAUUUGCAAGGGAUCCAGUAGUUAAAGAAGCCUACUGUAAGUUCAUGGAGGAAUACCAGCAACAAGGUUACAUGUCCAUAGUAGAGGAUAAAGAUAUUGCCUUAGCACAAGAGCACUGUAUCAUUCCGCAUCUACCAGUUUUGUGA